AUGGGAGUUGAGGGUUCUACGUGUUCGUGGUGGGGAAUAAGUCUAGCAGUGUGUCGGUAUUUAAAGCCCGCGGACAAUGCAACGCAACUGUUCUCCUCUCUUGUUGAGCUCGAAGGCCUCGGCCGAGGGCCACUCAGUAGUGAGCAGGAUUUGGAGAGUUAUGAACGAUUUGCCGUGGAGGAUCAUGUGCAUGAUGUAAUUGAGAAACUGUGUGAAAUACCUGACGUGCGACGCGAGUUUCAGCUUGGCAGCGGAAUUCAGUUCGAUAAUCAUGCUGAUGCUCUGGAUGAGGACGAAGAUAGCCAGCUGGAAGCAUCGAACCCCCAGCGACCCAGACCCGGUCAAUUCUGCAUUCACCGAGUUGAUGGUUCUACGAACUCCCUUCUCACUAUGGUCGAGUAUAAGCCACCUCACAAGCUUUCCGUAGAAAGUCUCCGGGCAGGACUUCGGCCCAUAAACUUCUGGCAGUCUGGUCCAGCAGACACGAUCCCAACAGAUGAGGCGGAGAAGUUGAGACACAAUGCAGAGCGGCUAGCAGGGUCGGCAAUCAUUCAGGAGUACCAUGUCAUGAUUCAAGAGGGGCUCGAGUAUUCAUAUGUGACGAUUGGUUUGGUGCGUGUCCUUCUACAAGUCCCAUAUGACGAUCCAAGCACUCUGUACUAUUGUCUGUGCGAGCCCAAGCUGGAUGCGAAUGCAGGGGAUGGCCAUAGCCUUCUGGGACCGAAUACCGACAUUGGCGGGGUGCUUUGUUUUUGCUUAAUGAGCUUUCGUUCGCCUCCUCGCGACCAGGCAUGGCGGAAUGCUGCCCGGGCGCGGUUACAUGUAUGGAAGACGAAUUUUGAUCACACAUGUUCUCAGAUUCCUGAUGCGGAAUUUAUCUGCCGUCAUCCCCCCCCCAUUGAAUCUCCCACGCCAGCGGGCUGUCGAAUGCCCACUCAGUCUCGAGUUGGCUGUGCACCUUCGGAUACAUUAUAUUACAGAGAGUCGAUGGACUCUUCGGACUCUGAUUCUCACCAAGCCACGUCAGGACGGAAGCGAGGGUUCAGUCAGGUUAUAGCAUUUCCGCCCACACAGAGAUCAGGACGCCAAGCUGGGACUCGACAGGUGCAAAGCGGUUCAUACAAAGAACAUGCGGUGCAAUUUUGCACACAACGCUGUCUGCUUGGUCUGCAACAGGGUGGCCCACUCGAUGAAAACUGUCCAAAUGUCAAGCUGUACCGACAAGGCCGAUGUGGCUGCCGACACUGUAUCGAUACUGGUACCUUGGUGCAGUUGCUCCAACAGCAGCUGGACAAAGAUUUGGACCACAACUGCACGCCUUUCGGUGCUCGUGGAUCUUAUGGGGCGCCGUUCAAGAUCACUUGUGCUGCGUAUGGCUAUACCGUUAUCCGAAAAGGAACCACUUCUCAACUGUGGAAGGAGGUUUCGCAUGAAGCAGAGAUAUACCAGGUCCUAAAGAGAGCACAGGGGUCAACAGUGCCCGUUUUUCUGGGGCCGAUCAACUUAACAAACAUUUAUUUUCUACAUGGAGCUGGAGAGAUUCGUCACAUGCUGCUCAUGGCUUGGGGAGGCGACAGUGCCACAGAUUGUAAGAAGGGGACCGUAUAUCGCCGCGAGAAACUCAGAUCAAUUCAGGAAAUCCACUCUUUGGGGAUCAUUCAUCAGGACCUUCGGUCAGACAAUAUUAUUUGGAAUAUAGAGCUCAAUCCUGCUCUGGUUAUUGACUUCCAUCGUACUGAGUUAGAUCGCCGGUUGAUAAGCAACCGGGUAAAAUCUCGAGAGAGACUAUUGUGUGGGAUGGAAACACGUGCUCCAAAAUGA
Aspergillus glaucus CBS 516.65 is the source of this 1821-nucleotide messenger RNA. RefSeq lists its product as uncharacterized. The transcript is spliced from 3 exons. Lineage: Eukaryota; Fungi; Ascomycota; Eurotiomycetes; Eurotiales; Aspergillaceae. The record is from RefSeq and is a predicted model, not a curated record. Bases 1 to 1821 code for a protein of 606 amino acids.